CGGGAUGCCAAUGUUCCGACCAAACUGCUAAUCAGCUUCGGUACCUUCCACUUUUCUGUCACUGAACCCGCCCCACACACACCUUUCAUUAUCAACACUCAAUUAACCCCAAAUCCUCAUCUUCAAUCGAUUCUUGGAGCUAAAUAUACCCCCAGACCCAGUAAUUGAGUUUGCUUUUGCAUUCAAUUUUCAUGCUAAGAUCUAUUCAUAUUCAUAUGGUGAGGUAUUUUGGAAUCUAGGGCUGGAAUUUGGGCCCUUUUGAUCUGGUGAAAAGAAGGGCCCCAGUCCCAGAGAGACAUGAAGGAUAUGUUUGGAAGCCCUGGAAGUGUGAGUGGUUUGAUGUUACGAAUUGGCCAAUGUUUAUGUGCUGCUGCUUCGAUUGGGUGGAUGGUUUCGGCUUCCGGCUUUUCUAACUAUACUGCAUUCUGCUAUUUAAUUGCAUCAAUGGGGCUUCAAGUGUUGUGGAGUUUUGGCUUAGCAUGUCUUGAUUUUUACGCUCUUAGAAUCAAGAAAGACCUUCAAAAUGCUGUCCUAGUCAGCUUGUUUGUCGUGGGCGAUUGGGUGACAGCUACUUUGUCUCUAGCUGCUUCUUGUUCAUCAGCAGGGAUUGUGGUGCUAUAUGCAAGAGACUUACAUUUCUGCACAAACACUAAAAUGCAUCUUCCAUGUACCAGAUUUGAGAUCUCAAUUGCCAUGGCGUUCAUCACCUGGUUCUUUAUUGCCAUAUCUUCUCAUGUUAUGUUUUGGUUAUUAGCCUCGGCUUAACCAACUGUAAACUAUUGCUCAUUAUUCAUUCACCUGUUUGCUGUAAAAGAUUCAUGUUUAGAAUGUGUGUGUCUGUGUGUGUGUGUGUAU
Molecule: messenger RNA, 855 nt
Organism: Lactuca virosa
Lineage: Eukaryota; Viridiplantae; Streptophyta; Magnoliopsida; Asterales; Asteraceae
Source: the annotation of a GenBank genome assembly